This is a messenger RNA of Saccostrea cuccullata (small rock oyster), 1631 nucleotides long. RefSeq names its product something about silencing protein 10-like. NCBI's taxonomy places the organism in Eukaryota, Metazoa, Mollusca, Bivalvia, Ostreida, Ostreidae. Gene Ontology annotation, biological process: maturation of SSU-rRNA from tricistronic rRNA transcript (SSU-rRNA, 5.8S rRNA, LSU-rRNA). The transcript has a single exon. The coding region runs from base 66 to 1592 and encodes 508 amino acids. Gene Ontology annotation, cellular component: nucleolus; small-subunit processome. The record is from RefSeq and is a predicted model, not a curated record.
UGUUUUUUUCACAACAUAGCACACUGUGACUGUCUCUGAUUUGAGUGGAAAUAUUAACUGGAAACAUGCCGAGAAGGCCAAGAAAAAAGGCGGUGGAGAAUAUUGUCAAUUAUGACUCUGAUGACGAGAGGAAAUAUUCCAAGGAAGCCGUGCCAGAUCCCACUCAGGAGGAUUUCUUCUUUGACAAUGUGGAUAAAAACCAUGCUGCAAAAGAAAAGAUUCUUCUGGAUAAAGGACUGAGAGACAACGAGCAAUAUUCAUCAGACAGCGAUGAGGAAGUUCUGGGCCUAGGUGUGUAUGAUGACGAUGAUGAUGACUUGCUUAGUGAUGAUAGUAUUCAAAACUACAAGAAACAGCUGAGAAAGCUCAAAUUACACAAAUUAAAAAAUGACAGGGAAAAAGAUACAGAGAGUGGAGGAAAGGACCUCCCAGACUUGAAGGCAUGGGGCAAGAAGAGGUCUAAGUACUAUGGGGCAGAUAUAAGUGAUGAUGACAUAGACCUGAGCGGUGAAGAAGAGGAGGAGGGGGCAGCAGUGCUGGAAGAAAGGGAAGCCAUGAACUUGCAGAAAAAAAUGGCAGCUGAGUUAGAACUCGCAGACUUUCAUUUGGGGAUAUUUGAGAAGAAAAAGAGUGUUACUGAUGAGGAAGUCGGUACUGGGAAGAUCAGCAAGGAAUUGUCUGAACUCUCUGCUGAAGAAAAAUUACAACUGUUAAAGAAAAAAUCUCCAGAAAUGUUACCUCUUAUAAAAGAUUUUGAGUCUUUGAUAAAGCAAGCUAAAAACAAGUUUCUUCCUCUUUCAAAACUCACAGGAGGUGGCAAAAUUUCAAAAAAUGCAUCAGAUUACAUUCAGUGUCAACUUCAACUUAUUCUCAACUACUGCACAACUAUUAGUUUCUACAUGAUGCUGAAGGCAAAACAAUUACCAGUUCAGAACCAUCCAGUUAUUAAAAGGCUUGUGCAAUACCAAAAUUUGAUGAAGCAGAUGAAGCCAGCAGAUGUUAAGUUAAACAACCAGAUAGAAGAAAUUCUAAAUAAAGUAAGAAAUGGAGAGGAGAUUUUCCUGGAAGAAAAUAAACCCCAACGACCUUCCACAUUUAUAAAGCCAAAGAGAAGGAGUAUGAAGACUGUGAGGGAGAAGGCAAUGGAGAUCUCUAGACCCGGUGAAAGUGAUGAAAGUGACGAAGAGGAUAUUCCCAACAAAAGACAAAAGAUAGAAAAUCCACGCUAUGAGACAGAGGAUGAAAAAGCAGCCUUGGCUUACUAUGAAAUGAUGAAAAUGAGGCAAAGUUCUGAAGACGAGGAUGAAGAAAGAGAAGGAGGAGAGGAAGACUUAGAGGGAGAAGAAGAUGAAGAAGCUGAAGAUGGAGGGAAGAGGGCCAUUACUUACCAGAUUGAGAAAAACAAGGGCUUGACACCAGCCAAGAAAAAGGAGCUGAAAAACCCAAGGGUUAAACAUCGAAUGAAAUAUCGCAAAGCUAAGAUUAGGAGGCGGGGCCAGGUACGAGAUGUUAGGACCGAGACGUCUCGUUAUGGUGGAGAAAUAUCAGGAAUUAGAUCCGGGAUCAAAAGAGGAAUAAAAAUGAAAGUGUAGACUUUAAAUAAAUUGUUCAAUAAUAUAUUCUUCUUUAAU